Messenger RNA from Penicilliopsis zonata CBS 506.65, 2067 nucleotides. RefSeq lists its product as hypothetical. Gene Ontology annotation, molecular function: iron ion binding; heme binding; oxidoreductase activity, acting on paired donors, with incorporation or reduction of molecular oxygen. The transcript has 8 exons. NCBI's taxonomy places the organism in Eukaryota, Fungi, Ascomycota, Eurotiomycetes, Eurotiales, Aspergillaceae. The record is from RefSeq and is a predicted model, not a curated record. Bases 1 to 1584 code for a protein of 527 amino acids.
AUGAUCAUCGCCUACAGUAUCGUCUUCAGCCUGGUGGUGGUCGCUGGCCUUCAUGCCUUGAAGCUCAGGCUAGCCUCGCUCCGCUCUCUCCCUCUUCCUCCUGGACCACGCCCAAAGCCCAUUGUUGGAAAUGUCGCUGACCUCCCGGUUAGAGGCGAGAAGGGUUGGGAGCAUUGGUUCAAACACAAGGAUCAGUAUGGGCCCAUCAGCUCCGUCACGACCAUGGGACAGACUGUGAUUAUCUUGAGUAAGGCCGAGGUCGCCUUUGAACUGCUGGAAAAGCGUUCCUCGCUGUACUCGGCUCGACCAGAGGCGGUUUUCUCCAAGGAACUGGCCGGCUGGGACCGCACGGUAACUAUGAAGAGUUCGGCCAGCGAGGUUCGGGUACACCGGAAGUACAUGGCCCAUCUGAUAGGAUCCAAGAAGGCUGUUGCCAACUUCACGCUACAACAAGACGUUGAGACUCGCCGACUGCUGGUACGCCUACUGGAGCACCCGGCAGAUCUAUGGGUACAUCUUCAACGGCUCACCGCAGGGUCAAUGCUCAACAUCCUGUACGGCUAUACCAUCGAACCACAGGGGUCAGACUCUCUUAUGGAUGUGGUGAAUUUAUCCUUGUCUCAGUUUGUGUUAGCUGUCGAGCCUGGAGCCUGGCUAGUGGACAGUUUCCCAUGGCUCAAAUAUCUCCCGGAAUGGUUUCCCGGCGCAGGCUUCCAUCGUACGGCCCGCGAAUGGGGUCAAACCUUGGCCCUGGUGGCCGAGCAGCCAUACGCCUUUGUCGUCCACCAGAUGGGCCAGGGCAAUAACGAAACCUCGUAUGUGUCGAAGCACAUUGAAGAUCUCAAUCACAAGCCCACGCCAGAUGAGGAACACACCAUCAAAUGGACUGCUGCGACAAUGUUUGCAGGUGGCUCGGACACGACCCCUUCCAUCCUUUCGGUCUUCUUCCUGGCUAUGGCCUUAUUUCCCGAUGCCCAACGCGCGGCACAGGAGGAGCUCGAUAGGGUUGUGACUACCGGCUUCGCUACGAUCGAGGACCGUGACCGGCUGCCAUACGUGAACGCUCUGAUAUUAGAGGCAAUGCGUUGGCAUCCAGUGGUGCCGUUGGGGGUUCCGCACCGGUCUACCGGCAUGGACUCCUAUGAGGGAUAUCGAAUCCCCAACAACUCAAUUGUGGUCGCCAAUAUCUGGGCCUUCACCCACGAUCCCGAGACGUACCCGGACCCGAUGGACUUCAAGCCCGAGCGCUUCCUCGCUCGCAACGGACAGGCCCCCCAGCUCGAUCCCACUCGUCUGAUCUUUGGCUUCGGGCGUCGGAUCUGCCCCGGACGAUUUUUGGCCGAUUCCACCAUCUUCCUGACCGUCUCCAAAUGCUUGGCGGCCUUCAACAUCAGCAAAAUGGUCAAAGAUGGACAGGAAGUCGAACCCACCGUCGACUUCACACCAGGGACUAUCAGCCAUCCGUGUCAGUACGAGGUCAGCAUCCGGCCGCGCAAUGCGGAAUGCGAGGCUCUGAUCCGCUCCUUUGACGACCCAGUGGCUUGGUCGUCUGGCAAAGGGAAAGAACGAGAGAGGCACACGUGAAGCUCCCGUGCCUCGUGAUGGUCAGGUGAUUCUGUAUGCCUAAGGCUCCCAGCCUAUAAGCCUAAACAUGAUGGAUAGUAACUAAGUUAAAGGAUAGGUUGAGAGUAAUGAGUUCUAACUAGCAAAGACAGACUAGUUACAGUGGUAGAUGAUACAAUCUCAUUGCUAUCAAUGUUAUGCAGAAGUCAUUAACACGCUUCGAUUACCUGCCCAUCCGGAUCACACCAGCUGCCACCAGCUUUUGGAUCUUCAUGCGCACCUGCGGGUUCUUCGUGUGCUCCUGCAGGGCUGCAGGGUCGCUCUUGGCCUGUUGCAGGAUGCUCUGCAUCACGGGGUCUUGGAGGAUGGACAUGAUCUGCUCAUUAGUAAGAGGCAUGGGUUUGGGGGAAGAUGUAAUUGAGAGAUUGUUAGGAACACUCACCUCCGGGUCGUUCUGGAUGCGGUCCAUCGUCUGUUGCUCCGUCUCACCCGCACGAGCGCUGA